UAAAACCCGGAUUUUAACGCAUACCGGACACCUUCGAAAAAGUAGCUAAGGAAUAGUUCUAAAUAUUAAACACUUUUGAUGUGACAAUAAACUAAAAAUGCUUUAGUAUUAUCGUAUUAGAAUUAAAGAUUUUAAAAUGAUUGUUAGCAUUCAUUCUGUCGAUGAAAGUAGAAAUUUCCUGAAGUUUAAUAACCACAUCGUUAACGGGUACAGAGUCAGUUUUUCAAAAAUUCAAUGUUUAAAAAGCGUAUUCAUGUUGACAAAUGAAACUAUCAAUAUAUGGACUCACUUGCUCGGUUCUUUAUUUUUUUUUUACACCACAAUUGAUGUUAACGUUUCAAUUUUGCCAAGUUUGUCUAGCUCUACUACAAUUGACUAUUUUAUCAUGACAGCUUUUUGUUUGUCUUAUUCUUUGUGUUUAAUGCUUUCCACACUUUACCAUGUAUUUAAUUGUCACUCAGAAGUAUAUUACAUAAUGUGGUUAAAUAAUGAUCGUCUUGGUAUUACGCUAGGAUUGUUAGGCAGCUACAUUCCUUCAAUUUAUUACGGAUUUUACCAUGAACAUUUUCUCAAGGUCUUUUACACAAGUUCUGUACUAUUCCUUAUUGUAUUUGUUAUUAUAUACCAGCUAACUAGAACUCGAUAUAGUCUACACGAUGGUGUUUUAGUAAUAUUUUAUAUAUUUGUGGCAAUGUUUGGUCUUAUCCCUACUGUGCAUUUUGUAAUGCUGCACGGAUUUAUGCAUCCUAUUGUUUUACAAUUUCUCCCAAGAAUUUUUAUUAUGUAUCUUUUAAUUUUAACGGGUUAUUGUUUUUAUCGAUGUAAAUUACCAGAGUGUUUAAUUCUAGGGUUAUUUGAUUAUAUAGGCGCCAGUCAUCAGAUCUGGCAUAUAUUUGUGUUUCUCUCACUACUAUGGUGGUAUAACACAUCUGUCAGUCUCAUUCGUUUGCGGUUGGAUCAAACUUAAAUUAGUUUUUUAAUAAUUUAAAUUAUUUUUUUUUUAAUUGUUAAUAAAUGGAUUUUUAAAUUU
Messenger RNA from Hydra vulgaris (swiftwater hydra), 1030 nucleotides. Its product is annotated as progestin and adipoQ receptor family member 3. Lineage: Eukaryota; Metazoa; Cnidaria; Hydrozoa; Anthoathecata; Hydridae. Gene Ontology annotation, molecular function: signaling receptor activity. Gene Ontology annotation, cellular component: membrane. The record is from RefSeq and is a predicted model, not a curated record.